Messenger RNA from Oncorhynchus kisutch (coho salmon), 1826 nucleotides. RefSeq names its product rhombotin-1-like. The record is from RefSeq and is a predicted model, not a curated record. Gene Ontology annotation, biological process: positive regulation of transcription by RNA polymerase II. Bases 822 to 1403 code for a protein of 193 amino acids. Lineage: Eukaryota; Metazoa; Chordata; Actinopteri; Salmoniformes; Salmonidae. Gene Ontology annotation, molecular function: DNA-binding transcription factor binding; transcription coactivator activity. Gene Ontology annotation, cellular component: nucleus. The transcript has 5 exons.
UUUUGUGUUUUGUCAGAAUUAAUGAGAAAAGUUCCCUUGCCCUAGGGGUAAUUAGUGUCCUUGGAGUUAAAUAAGCUAAUACUUAGACACCUCUGGCACAAGCAAUUAUGUUUGUGUAUUGAAUAAUUGAUUCAAAGAGGGGGGAAGGGCUGCUAAUCAGAUCUGAGCAUAAUGAAUUGAUUUAAUUAACAGGGGAAUCUGAGGGUCUCUGGGAACUGCGCGCACUUAUUCCGUAGCAGGAGCGGGCGCAGCACAUAAAUUGGAGAGAAAGGCAGUGUGAGUAUGCUUUUAGCAGUUGUCAGGUCUGGAAUUGGAUUUCUUGAAUAUAGUUACAGUUUCGGAGCAAAUGAGAACGGGGAGAGAAUUUCACAGCGCGGAGGGCUCUGUCGUCUAGUCUAAGCGUUUGAUACGAGUACAUUUAGAUUCAGGAGAUUUUACUGCUUUCCAUUCUUUGUUUGCGUAUGGAAUUUACGAAGACCAACCAACAUUGUUUUACGGGUGUAAAUUGCAGUUUAGUCCGGAGAGGCAAUUUUCUGUGUUUAGUAAGAGUAAACUGAGCGCGGACACUUUCUUUCACGAUACAUUAUAUUAUCAAUUGCCUAGAAUAACAUUCAAACCAGCGUUCAUGUUACAAAGGUUUCCGUUACUAACGCAGAUACAAGCCAAGCGUUCGUGAAUUUUCAGCUUGCUGAACACAUAAGGACGAUUCGGUCGCUGUUUCAAAGCUCAUUUCUAAGAGAAGCCUUGCGCACACCGACUAGUGAAGCCUGCUGGAGCCGAGAACGGAUCGUCUGGAGCCGGACUCCUCGUUCCUCAGGACGAUGGUGUUGGACAAGGAAGAGAGUGUGCCGAUGCUCUCCGUCCAGCCCAAAGGGAAACAGAAGGGGUGCGCUGGCUGCAAUCGCAAGAUUAAAGACCGCUACCUGCUCAAGGCCCUGGACAAAUACUGGCACGAGGACUGUCUGAAAUGUGCCUGCUGCGACUGUCGCCUGGGGGAGGUGGGCGCCACCCUCUACACGAAAGCCAACCUCAUCCUCUGUCGCAGGGACUACCUGAGGCCUUAUCGUGGACAUCAGCUCCCUGAUGAAAAUGUGUUCCUAUGGCACAGGCCAGAAGGGGCUAACUGGCCUGACCGGCAGCUCUGCAGAAAGCAAACUCAAAGCAAGACCAGGCUCUUUGGUACAACAGGGAACUGCGCUGCCUGCAGUAAACUGAUCCCAGCCUUUGAAAUGGUGAUGAGAGCCAGAGAUAAUGUUUACCAUUUGGACUGUUUUGCCUGUCAGCUUUGUAACCAGAGGUUUUGUGUGGGGGACAAGUUUUUCCUUAAGAACAACAUGAUUCUGUGUCAGAUGGACUAUGAGGAGGGCCAGCUGAACGGCAGCUUUGAGACGCAGGUUCAAUAGCCGGGCCUAGUGGCAGCGACCAGGACCCUCGGCCCGCCGUACUUACACAUGAUGCCAUGGAUGUUCGGCUGCACUUGGAAAGAGGAGCGUCUGUCUGCUUGCCUGCAAUACUUUUUAAAUAGCCCUUUAUCAGUCCAUAAGGACUCUAUUGUAAAUGUACUACUUUUUGCCCCUCCCCUUCCCACCCCAACACUGAGCAGUUACAAGUUUUGAUGUACAGUUGUGCCUGCUUAGCUGAGCACUGUAUUGCUUGUAUGUUUUUGUGAUGUUUGUUUUGGGUUUGUUUAUUCUUUUCCCCUUUCGGGAACGUUUCCUUGGAGGGUAUGUACAGUCUGUUUUCUCUGUAUAUAUAAACUGGAACAUUUAUUUUAUGAAAUGUAAUGCAAUUUUAUUACUAGUGUGAAUUAAAGAUUCUUAAAUGUU